Didymodactylos carnosus is the source of this 912-nucleotide messenger RNA. The record is from the annotation of a GenBank genome assembly. Lineage: Eukaryota; Metazoa; Rotifera; Eurotatoria; Philodinida; Philodinidae.
AUGUAUCAUCAUCAGUACAAAUCUACGUGUUUAACAAGGAAUGGAAGAGACAUAAAUAGUAAUAAUAAUACACAUAUACAAAAACCAGAUAAAAAGGAAACAUCUAUUUCCACAAAAGUAAGUCCAUUGACAUUUAACAUAAUGAAAUCAAAACCUAAAGGUAAGAAUGAUCAUGGUAGUAAAACAGAACCUAAAGGUAAGAACGAUCAUGUCAGGAAAACAGAAGGUCAAAUGAAAAAAAAGAUACGAAACUUAUGGAGAGAUGAAGAAGAUCUAGGCAAAGAAAUAAGCCAUCACUCUGAGCUAAUGAACUGUCAGGUAACGUUACUACGGGCACCAUCGCUCGAACAAUAUCGUAAUAUAUUGGGACAAUACAUCCCGCAGGUACCACAUAAUAUGGACGAAAUUGUCGUAAUAAAUCCAUCACCUACUAGAAUAGCUAUUAAUCAAAAGAUAGGGCAUAGUAAACCACUAAAAAAUAGAGAUAACAAUUCACCAGUCCUGCCGAAAUUUGACUUGGCAUUCGACUUGGCGUUAGAUUUAACAACAGUUGACGGGAGUGAAGAAGGAAUUGUAAGCAGAGAAUGGUUGAAAGAGAAUGAUGGACACGCAGAAGCAAUCGCGACAUGUCAAGAACAGGUAAUGAUUCAAGAGAAAGUUAUACCUGUGAGGACUAUUGAGACCUAUGCACCAAUAGAUACCAAUUCAACCAUUACCUUUAUAGAACCAAACGGUAAUCUAUCUACGAGUUUUGCUAGUAGUAGAGAAACUAAAAGGAUAGAAGGCGAUAUAAGACAAACCACAUUACUGGUAUUGCCAAAAAAUGGCAAAGAAGGAGAUGAAAAACUAGCACAACCAGGAGUUAUAGUAAGAAAACAGGCACUGAGCCUAGCAUUACAAAAAAGACGAUAG